Molecule: messenger RNA, 937 nt
Organism: Paramecium tetraurelia
Lineage: Eukaryota; Ciliophora; Oligohymenophorea; Peniculida; Parameciidae
Exons: 5
Molecular function (GO): oxoglutarate:malate antiporter activity
Source: RefSeq, a predicted model, not a curated record
AUGUCUAAUUAGAAUAAGAAAGCAUCGUACAUUAAGCCAUUUCUUUUCGGUGGAAUUUCAGGGUGUACAGCUGUUGCAGUUAUUAUGCCCUUGGAUACAUGGAAGGUUAGACUUUAGAUAUAUGGGGAAAAUAAAGGAAUAAAAGUGGCGAAAGAGAUGUAUAAAGUGGAGGGAUUGAAAGGGUUCUAUUAAGGAAUGGGAUCUGCAAUGUUGAGACAAUUAACUUAUGCUACAGCCAGACUGGGAAUUUACAAAGUAAUCGCAGAUUCGGUCAAGAUCAACUAAAAAAGGGAUCUCAGAUUCUUAGAGAAGGUUGCUGCAUCUUCUUUUUCUGGUUUAUGCGGAGCUUUGAUUGGGAACCCUACCGAUAUUUGCUUAGUAAGAUUUUAGGCUGAUGCAACUUUGCCAAUUGCAGAACGUAGGAAUUAUAAAAAUGCCUUUGAUGCUUUGUACAGGAUUACUAAGGAGGAAGGACUGCCAACUUUAUGGAGAGGAUCAACUCCUACUGUAUUAAGAGCAAUUGCAAUCACAGUUGGUUAAUUGACUACUUAUGAUGAGAUCAAAGAAUGGUGUAUGAAAAUAUUUUUAAGAAAGACGGAAACAAUGUCUGAUAGGAUCAUGGCUUCAGUUGGGGCUGGUGUGGUUACAUCUGUUUUAUCAUUACCUUUUGAUAAUAUUAAGACUAAACUUUAGAAAAUGAAAGUUAAAGCUAAUGGAAAGUAUCCUUAUUCAGGAAUUGCUGAUUGUUUUGUAAAAACCAUUUAAAGAGAGUAACUUACAGGUUUAUGGGUGGGAUUACCAGUCUAUUUUGCAAGAGUGGCUCCUUAAUCAAUCAUAAUAUUGUUGGUAUAAGAUUUGCUUCAUCGUGUAUUUGAGACACAUUGAUUAAUUUAAGUCUUUUUUGGUUCACAAUUAAAUUUUAUAUAUCUAUAAACAA